Molecule: messenger RNA, 1749 nt
Organism: Trametes versicolor FP-101664 SS1
Lineage: Eukaryota; Fungi; Basidiomycota; Agaricomycetes; Polyporales; Polyporaceae
Product: chaperonin-containing T-complex subunit CCT5
Exons: 10
Coding region: 46-1677 (543 amino acids)
Biological process (GO): protein folding
Cellular component (GO): chaperonin-containing T-complex
Molecular function (GO): ATP hydrolysis activity; ATP binding; ATP-dependent protein folding chaperone
Source: RefSeq, a predicted model, not a curated record
UCUCUUCCCCUUGGACUCCAUUGCUUCCACUCUUGCGUCUCCAUCAUGUCUCAAGAACCGCAAGCCAUGUACGCGACCGACGAGUACGGUCGGCCGUUCAUCAUCCUGCGCGAGCAGGCCAGGAAGACGAGGAGCCAUGGCACAGAAGCAAUUAAAUCACAUAUUCUUGCUGCGCGCACGGUCGCGAACAUCAUCCGCACGUCUCUUGGCCCUCGAGGCCUCGACAAGAUCCUCAUCUCCCCCGAUGGCGACAUUACCGUGACGAACGAUGGUGCAACUAUCCUCUCGCAAAUGGAGGUGGACCACCAGAUCGCGAAGCUGCUUGUGCAGCUCUCAAAAAGCCAGGACGAUGAGAUCGGCGACGGCACGACGGGUGUUGUCGUUCUCGCUGGUGCCCUCCUUGAGCAGAGUGAAGAGCUCCUUGACCGCGGCAUUCACCCUAUCCGGAUAGCAGACGGCUUCGACCGCGCAUGCAAGGUCGCGGUCGAGCAGCUAGACCACAUCUCCGACCGCGUUACAUUUUCCAAGGAGGACACCACGAACCUGCUGAAGACUGCUAUGACCAGUCUUGGCAGCAAAAUUGUGUCGAAGGAGCAUCGUCAAUUCGCCGAGAUCGCGGUAGAAGCUGUGAUGGCUGUAGCUGAUCUCGACCGCAAGGACGUGCCUUUCGACAUGAUCAAGGUCGACGGCAAAGUCGGCGGCUCGCUCGCGGACACGAAGCUCAUCCGCGGCGUGCUCAUCGACAAGGACAUGUCGCACCCACAAAUGCCGAGCAGCGUGCACGACGCGCGGCUCGCCAUCCUCACUUGCCCGUUCGAGCCGCCACGUCCCAAGACGAAGCACAAGCUCGAUAUCACCAGCGUGGAAGAGUACAACAAGCUGCGCGAAUAUGAAAAGGAGAAGUUCCAGGACAUGAUCAAGCGCGUCAAGGACACCGGCGCGAACCUUGUCAUCUGCCAAUGGGGCUUCGACGACGAGGCGAACCACUUGCUCAUGCAGAACGAUCUCCCUGCUGUGCGGUGGGUCGGUGGACCCGAGAUCGAGCUCAUUGCGAUUGCGACCAACGCUCGUAUCGUUCCUCGGUUCGAGGACCUCACGAAGGAGAAGCUUGGCCGUGCAGGUGUCGUGCGGGAAGUGACCUUCGGCACAACGCGUGACAAGAUGCUCGUCAUCGAGGAGUGCGCCAACGGCCGGACUGUUACCGUCUUCGUCCGCGGUUCCAACAAGAUGAUCGUGGACGAGGCCAAGCGGGCACUACACGACGCGAUUUGCGCGGUGCGCAACCUGGUCGUCGAUGACCGUGUCGUCUACGGUGGAGGUGCAGCGGACAUCAGCUGCUCGCUCGCAGUCGGCAAGGCCGCGGACGAGAUCCCGUCGAUCGAGCAGUACGCGAUGCGCGCAUUCGCGUCAGCGCUGGACGCGAUCCCGCUCGCGCUUGCGGAGAACAGCGGUCUCUCCCCCAUCGAGACGCUUGCGGAGGUGAAGAGCAGGCAGGUGCGCGAGGGCAAUCCCAUGCUUGGGAUUGACUGCUUGGGCAAGAGCGAGAAUGACAUGAAGAAGCAAAACGUGUAUGACCCCCUGAUCUCGAAGAGGCAGCAAUACCUGCUCGCGACGCAGCUCGUCCGUGCGGUAUUGAAGAUAGACGACGUGAUUACGGCCGGGGAGCUCGACGAGUAAUUCACCAAUAUCAAUGUAAACUAGACAGACGCAAUCCACGUGCAGCCCUCGAAAGAUGCGAGAGCACACCCG